AUUUUUAUGUUGUGUUUCCCCGUCCUCAGGUUUUAUAUUGUCUUACCACGGGAACGGCAACGACAAAUAAUUUCAGUGUUUACGAAUUCCGCGUGUGUGUGUACGUGCAUUCCUCCCAUUUUUACGCUUCGCAAACUUUAAGCCGAUGGACAUUUAUUUACUAAUUUCAUCCCGUGAUUAAAAUGAAUUUUGUGGUGAAUAUCGAGUUUAAAAAAUCACAAAAUGGAAUUUGAGAGCAAAAUAUAUUUACCGUCACACGAUGAAGUCAACGUCAGAGACUACUUGAACAGAUACAUAGAGCGGGAAUUCCCGACGAACGGAGAUGAAACGACGAUCUACAGCGUGCCCAGAACGUUCAAGAAGUCGGGUGAGAAACAGGCCAUUCACGCCGAAGAACGGAUCUUCGAAAGGCUGCAGGGAAUCGGGGAGGAUGUGAACGGCGUUUGGCUGACGUUCUUCCACAGUGCCGUUUACGCCGGACACUCGUUUCGCAACCAACGCGACGGGAAGCUCAUGAUACGCGAACACGAUUUCGUUGUGUUCGCCAAAUAUCAGGGAAAGACGUACGUGUGCCUUUUGGAAGUGAAAUCCACCACGGAGAUAAACUCAAAACACGCCUUGGAGAAAACCUCCGACGCCAAACUGAUAAAAAACAACAAACGCUCAGCCCAACAUCAGCUGCGCGACCACCUGGAAGUGCUGGAACAACUGAUCGGCGUUGAUUCCAAGGAGCACAACAUCCAAACGUACAUCAUGUGGCCGUUCCUCGGCCCGUACACCAAAGACCCGAAACAGCAAGUGAUCAAACGGUGGAAGGAAGACGGUGACCUGCACGUUUUCGAAGACGUGCUGUCGAACCAGCAGAAAUUCAACGUGUGGUUUCGGGAGACGGUUUUCAGCAAAGGGGACGUGGACCUGAAGUAUUUCGAAACGCUGUUCAAUAGAUUUGUAAUACUAAGCUGCGGGGUUUUCGUUAAUGAAAUUCACGAGGACAUGAUCGCAUUGCUCACGCAGGAACAACUGCAACUGCUCAAACACAAGGAAUGCAACGCACAAGAAGCAGGACCUCUUGUGGUUCACGGAGCUGCAGGAACGGGAAAGACUCUCCUGGUUUUAAAGAAACUAGAAGAGUUGUACUUUACUGGCAGACUUAAUGAGGAGAACAGGGCUUUGGUGAUUUUCUACUGGCCCGGAAUUAGAUUCGACACUGACAUCAAACUCGAGAAACUGGGACUGAAAAAAUUUGUUGAUACCACUCGUUUCUACAUUUCUAUGGACGAUUUUCUGCAAAACAACGUAAACAAAUACAAGCACAUAUUCAUGGACGAGACUGAGGCUUUAUGUUUGGCAUUUGAUCAUCAGGUGAUAAUAAAUACUUUGACGGCUGUGUACAAAUGUUACCACGACGGUAACUGCAAAGAAAUGAAUUGUAAAUUUUCAAAUCUAAGAGACGACCUCGACAUGAAAAGCAUGAUAAGACAGCACAGUAAUAUAUUCUGGGGCGACAUGUGGUUUAUGGUGGACACCAAUCAAGCCUCAUUAUUUCUACCUAAACACUCGCCUGAAAUGUUGAAAACUCCGUCAAUAAUCCUCAGCAAAGUGAUGCGCACAACCGGUUACAUUUUCAACGUGUUCAAAAAGUUCUACAGCAAACCAAUGCCGAUGUUACCUCCCUCUUUGUUAGCCAACAUCAAAAUUCCCAACAUAGAAAUCGGCCACGACAUAAUCGGCCCCCCAAUUUACUGGUUGCAAACCGAAGGUGGCAUCGACAAAAACAUAGCCAACGUGGUAAUUGACUUAUGCUCCACCAAAGGCUUCAAACCCAACGACAUAAGUGUGUUACCGUUUAUGGCUGGAGAAAACGUGACGCCGGCCAGAAUCAACGAGCACAUCGACAAACACUUCGUCGAAAACGGCUACAGGCCAAACGCCGUACAGGACAUCGAGUACUUCAUCCAGCGCAAAGAACCCAACGACUUCCUCGUCAUUUGGCCCCUUAGAGUCAAAGGGUUGGAGUUUAAGGUUGUGAUAAUGCCGAUCGACGAUGAGGAUUUCGACGCCAAGGACGCGGAAGAUUUGAAGAAGGCUUACAUCAUUGCCUCGAGAUGCACCUGUUUACUGAUCAUAAUUAGUAAUCAAGAAAUUAGGAAUGACAUGCAAUUAAACAAUAUGUCCAAAACGUAUCCGUUCCAUCUUAAAUUGAGUCAAGAGAAUUCUUUCUUAAAUUCAUCUAUCAAAGCUAUAUAAACGUUAGUAUUAUGUUUUUGUUAAUUUCACAGCUUUGUCUAUAGUUAAUAUAUGAUGUUAAUAAUUACUGAUUAUUACAAAUAAAUUAAUAUUAAUAAACUUCAGUUAUUUCAGUAUACUUCAACCUAACUUCUACAUGAAGUUGUUAUGCUAAUUUUGAAAGAUGUGUCAAAGCCAAAAUUGUAGUUUGAGUACCAUUUAAAUAAAACUUAACAUUUUCCCCAUAAAAUUAUGGAAAACCAACGAAAAUAAUUCAUUUUAAUUUAAUUAAUUCAUUUCUACUGGGGGAAGUUCAAAAAGAUACCAUUAAUGUCGAUAACUUUAGAUUUUACCGAAUUACUGAAGUUUCCGUUGAAAGUCGCAGCCUUCACCGUUUACUAUCCGACAAAAGCAUGCAUAACGUUACUGUUCCUCUUAGUCAUCCCCAUAAAAUUGUUUUUCACCCCUUUCUAUGUCAUAUACUACAUACUCACGUUGCCAUUGCGAAUUAUUCUGGCCAUACUUAAGCUACUGGUGCUUAUCGUUGUACUUACAUACGUGUGUCCGAACGUUACAUUGGAUUUUCUUCGUUUUUUAAUGACAUGGGGUGCAGGAGGUAGGACGAAUUCGUCGGUGGAGACACCGGCGCUUGAGUGUCAUCAGAGGGGGCGACAAAAUGAAGACAGGCACAGAAUUUCUAUGUAAAGACUGCACCUGUUUAUAAUUUGAUGAUUGUACCGAGGUUAUUUUAAAAGAUUAAUAAUAAAUACGCAGGUUUGUUUUAGUUAA
This is a messenger RNA of Aethina tumida (small hive beetle), 3015 nucleotides long. RefSeq lists its product as uncharacterized. The transcript is spliced from 8 exons. Bases 223 to 2247 code for a protein of 674 amino acids. Lineage: Eukaryota; Metazoa; Arthropoda; Insecta; Coleoptera; Nitidulidae. The record is from RefSeq and is a predicted model, not a curated record.